AUGGAGGAGGCUGAGUCAGAGGAAGAGGAGCAUGAGCUCCCUAUGUACCAAGAGCACUACAAUGCUCUCUUUUCCAUGGACUUUGUGGAGACCAAAUACCCACAUGAUGACACAAUGAGGGCUCUUGGGAUCUUUGAGUAUGUGGAGUUAGUCCUCAAGAACAUGCGCUUGGGAAAAUUCUUCUCUCAUCGCAUGGAGUCAUACAAGGAGCUCACUUGUGACUUUUUGGCGUCGAUGAGGUUUCACAAGUAUGGUGAGUUCGAUCGAGCUGAGUUGGACCUGGGGAUGGAUAACAUUCUUGGCAAGAGGAGAAAGGAAGGUGAUCACCUUCAGGCAGCUGGAGAUCCUCUUUGGAUUCUCCUCUUCAAGAUCCAAGGCUGCUCAGAUAAGGAGCCCUAUGCUAAGAUAUGUACACAAGGCCCUUACCAACACCUUCUUUGCAAGGAAGGCCACUGCCGGGGUCCAAUUAGACAAGAGGAGGUCAACUCCAGCUGGAUGGAUGGAUAUCAAGUUGAUAGACCCCUGAUUAUAGAUCGGCAGUUUGAAGCAAGAUUGGAUGAUGAAAUGAUGAAGGAUGGAAUGAAAACAAGAUGGAAUGGACUUGGGCGUUGUGGCAAGAAGAUGGAUGAUCAUGUUUAG
Molecule: messenger RNA, 639 nt
Organism: Microthlaspi erraticum
Lineage: Eukaryota; Viridiplantae; Streptophyta; Magnoliopsida; Brassicales; Brassicaceae
Source: the annotation of a GenBank genome assembly